UGUCUCAUUAACAAAAUGUUCAAAAGAGGUGCCGUUUUGGAAUCAACUUCAUUUGCUUAUAAAUUUCAAGGUUCAACAUUCUUAUCGGAUAACAUUUUCUGUAGUUUGGUAUUAAUGGCAGAGGAAAAACUAGGACAUGGAACUAAUCCUCCUCAGGAGCAUCCAAAUGAACCCUUACCAAGGACUUAUAACCAACUUCUAGGGACAAACAACCCUACAAAAACAAGCUGGCCUGAGCUAGUUGGUGUCUCUGCAGAAGAAGCAGAGAGGAAAAUAAAGGAAGAGAAGCCUGAGGCUGAAAUUCAAGUGGUGCCACAUGAUUCAUUUGUUACAGCUGAUUAUAAAAUCCAGAGAGUAAGAUUGUAUGUUGAUGAAUCUAACAAGGUUGUUAGAGUUCCUGGAAUUGGCUAAUCCAUAAACCAAAUGUGGAUUUUAAGGGAAUUUCGUUAUGAAGCUAGUGAUGUAAUUUGAAGAAUAAAUUUUAUAAAAGUUUCUAUCACUUGGUUUGACUA
This is a messenger RNA of Lathyrus oleraceus (garden pea), 512 nucleotides long. RefSeq names its product subtilisin inhibitor 1. Gene Ontology annotation, biological process: response to wounding. NCBI's taxonomy places the organism in Eukaryota, Viridiplantae, Streptophyta, Magnoliopsida, Fabales, Fabaceae. The record is from RefSeq and is a predicted model, not a curated record. Bases 16 to 411 code for a protein of 131 amino acids. Gene Ontology annotation, molecular function: serine-type endopeptidase inhibitor activity. The transcript has 2 exons.